Messenger RNA from Salvia hispanica, 1509 nucleotides. RefSeq names its product phosphatidylinositol/phosphatidylcholine transfer protein SFH6-like. The record is from RefSeq and is a predicted model, not a curated record. Lineage: Eukaryota; Viridiplantae; Streptophyta; Magnoliopsida; Lamiales; Lamiaceae.
GUAUGCUUUCCGCAUAUUCCCGCCAAAUGACGCAGCACCAAACACACGCCACGUGGCUGGGCCCCGCCGCCACUCUCCCCCCUUUCACCACCGCCUCUCAACAAACCCACUGCGCCAUCUAUCCUCUCCCUCGGAUUUCCCUCCCUCCACCGUCGUCUCUCACAAUGUCCAACGCCGUCGAUCCACUCUCCUCCACGCGUUACUGUGAGGAUGAUGAACACAAACACAUACCAGAUCCUGAGAACUUGGAGGAAAAUACGAAAUCUGGAAUUUUAAAAAAAGCCAAAAAUGCAUCUAGUAAAUUCAGGAAUUCUCUAAGAAACAAGAUCAAACGGAGAAAUGAUUCUGGAGUUUGUAAAGGUGAAGAUAUUCAUGAAAUCCGGGAUCAAAAGGCUGUCGAUGCUUUUCGGCAAGCACUGAUGAUGGAUAAUUUACUUCCUUCGAGAUUUGAUGAUUAUCACAUUAUGUUGAGAUUUCUGAAAGCGAGGAAGUUCAACAUCAAUAAGGCAAAGAUCAUGUGGGCUGACAUGCUUGAAUGGAGAAAGAAUUUUGGUGCUGAUACAAUCAUGGAGGACUUUCACUUCAAAGAGUUGAACGAGGUUCAACAAUAUUAUCCUCAUGGUUACCAUGGUGUUGACAAGGAUGGACGACCUGUAUACAUAGAGAGGUUGGGUAUGAUUGACGUUGAUAUGCUACUGCAGGUCACAAAUGUAGACAGAUUUGUAAAAUAUCAAGUCCAGGAGUUCGAGAGAAGUCUUUCCAUAAGAUUUCCUGCAUGCUCAGUUGCUGCAAACAAGCACAUAGGUUCAAGUACAACAAUUUUGGAUGUUGAAGGAUUGAAUUUAAUGAGUCUCACUGGCCCUGUUGUCGAAUUUAUUAAAGUGGUUCAGAAGGUUGAUAACGACAAUUAUCCUGAAACACUUUCGCGAAUGUUUAUUGUCAAUGCUGGUCCUGGCUUUCGGAUGAUAUGGAAUGUGGUCAAACCAUUACUUGAUCCUGAGACAACUUCGAAAAUCCAGGUUAUUGGCAGCAAUUAUCAGAGAAAGUUGCUUGAAGUAAUUGAUGAAAGUGAACUACCGGAUUUCUUUGGUGGUUGCUGUACCUGUGCAAUUGAAGGGGGCUGCUUGAGGUCUGAUAAAGGACCAUGGAAGGACCAAAAUUUACUGAAGAUGGCUCCGGAUACAGAAGUGCAUCUUGUGCAGACAGCAUCAAUUUCAGAUAAUGAUGCAACUUAGUUGUCAUGAUGUAUCGUGCUGGGAAGUAUACAGUGAGGAGCAACUGGAUGCACUGCGCUGGAAAAUCCGGAGUGCCUUCCUGAGCACUUCGUUGCAAGUAAUAGACAUAUAUAUUGAUAGUUAGGAAUUUCCCUGAAAUGUUAAGAAUGAGGGAAUGUGCCAUUAUUGCAAUUCGGGAUCUAUUUAAUUUUAUCUUUCAGUAACUACUAUGAUUAUGUAUCAAAUCGUAUGAUUCAUUGAUGAGGUGAAAUGUCUGUGCUACCUUUGCUUUGCA